This is a messenger RNA of Olea europaea var. sylvestris, 1663 nucleotides long. Its product is annotated as glyceraldehyde-3-phosphate dehydrogenase GAPCP2, chloroplastic. Gene Ontology annotation, biological process: glucose metabolic process. Bases 169 to 1443 code for a protein of 424 amino acids. The transcript has 14 exons. Gene Ontology annotation, molecular function: oxidoreductase activity, acting on the aldehyde or oxo group of donors, NAD or NADP as acceptor; NADP binding; NAD binding. NCBI's taxonomy places the organism in Eukaryota, Viridiplantae, Streptophyta, Magnoliopsida, Lamiales, Oleaceae. The record is from RefSeq and is a predicted model, not a curated record.
UGCUCUUUUUGUAAAUUUUGUUGAGAAGUUGGUCUGUUCUUUUCUUCAAAGGCCAAAACCUCUUCUUUCCUCUCUAGGGUUUUGCCGUUGGUCUAAUAUAUAAUAAAGUGCGUACGGAUCGAUCGGAUUUUGUAGAGAAGAGCACCAGCUUGUGCAUUUGUUGGAAACAUGGCGUUCUCUUCUCUCCUUGGAUCUGCACGGUCCCCUGUCAUCGAUGCUGACGCCUUCCGUCCGUCCUAUCGAUCCAUGGUAUCAUCCCGUGGGCUGAGUAGCAAUAUUAACUCUGUGAAGUUCCAGUCUAGCAUCUUUGGAGCUAAUAUUUCUGUGGAUUCGUCUUCUUUAUGGAUGACUGCUACCCGUGGUUCUCAACCUAUUAAAGCAACAGCAACAGAAAUGCCACCAACCAUUCCAAAGUCAAGAAGCAGUGGCAAAGCAAAAGUUGGAAUCAAUGGGUUUGGACGUAUUGGACGGUUGGUUCUUCGAAUAGCAACUUUCAGGGAUGAUAUAGAUGUGGUAGCUGUCAAUGAUCCUUUUAUCGAUGCUAAGUACAUGGCUUACAUGUUUAAGUAUGACUCCACUCAUGGACCCUACAAGGGAACCAUCAAUGUUGUAGAUGAAUCCACUUUGGAAAUCAAUGGGAAGCAAAUUAAAAUUAUCAGCAAAAGAGACCCAGCAGAGAUUCCUUGGGGUGAUUAUGGGGCUGACUAUGUAGUUGAAUCUUCUGGCGUUUUUACUACCAUUGACAAGGCCUCAGCACAUAAAAAGGGUGGUGCAAAGAAGGUUGUAGUGUCAGCUCCAUCUGCUGAUGCACCUAUGUUUGUUGUUGGAGUAAAUGAGAAAAGCUACAAGCCAAGCAUGGACAUUGUUUCCAAUGCUAGCUGUACCACCAAUUGCCUUGCUCCUUUGGCCAAGGUGGUUCACGAGGAGUUUGGUAUCUUAGAGGGUUUAAUGACGACUGUCCAUGCAACGACAGCCACACAAAAGACAGUUGAUGGUCCAUCAAAGAAGGACUGGAGGGGUGGCCGUGGGGCUGGCCAGAACAUCAUCCCAAGUUCUACUGGUGCAGCAAAGGCUGUUGGAAAAGUACUUCCAGAACUCAACGGCAAGCUCACUGGAAUGGCUUUCCGUGUCCCAACCCCUAAUGUCUCUGUUGUAGACCUAACUUGUCGACUUGAGAAGAGUGCUUCUUAUGAAGAUGUUAAAGCAGCCAUUAAGUAUGCAUCAGAAGGUCCAUUGAAAGGCAUCCUUGGAUACACCGAUGAAGAUGUUGUCUCCAGUGAUUUUGUUGGUGAUUCAAGGUCGAGCAUAUUUGAUGCAAAGGCUGGGAUCGGUCUUAGUGCUUCCUUCAUGAAGCUUGUUUCUUGGUAUGAUAACGAGUGGGGUUACAGUAACCGAGUGUUGGACCUGAUUGAGCACAUGGCUUUGGUGGCUGCCACCAAGUAGAGAAAUUUCUGCUGCUAUUUCCUGCAGUAUUUUUUUUUUUUUUUUGCAAGCAUUUUGGAUGAGAGAGUAGUGUGCUUCUUGUUUUUAGGUUGAAUUUGCUGUGAUCCCGUUUAGUAUUUGUAGCUGCGAUGUGAGAAUAAUGUAUCACGACUUGUAAGAACUCGUUUGGAAAUACCACUUGGCUAAUACGUUGUCUGGUGCUUGGGCAUUUAUUCUGCCA